AUGUAUUGGCCUGAAGCAUACCACGACAUUGCUAUACUGAAACUCGCCACUCCCGCUAUACUCUCCAACCGCGUUGCUGUUGCUCCAAUCGCUGGACCCAAAUACAUCGUCCCAGAUAACACUACUGUCACUGCUGCCGGAUGGGGCCUCCUUGAAUAUGAUGGUGAACCAUCAGUAAUCCUUCAACAAGUUGAUGUAAAAAAAGUCAACCAUGAUAUCUGCAGAGCAAAUUACGCUGAACUACAGGCUCUGCUAGGCGAACAUGAAGUUCCUAACGUAACAUCGGAAAUGGUAUGCGCUGGUAUAUUGGGCGUCGGUGGCAAAGAUGCCUGCCAAGGCGACUCAGGGGGACCUCUUCUUCACCAAGGAGUCAUAAUUGGAGUUACCUCUUGGGGACACGAAUGUGCCCAUCCGAAGUAUCCCGGUGUCUAUGUCAACGUACCCUCUUAUACCAGUUGGAUAGUUGAGAAUGCGGAGAACUGA
This is a messenger RNA of Vanessa atalanta (red admiral), 483 nucleotides long. Its product is annotated as trypsin, alkaline C-like. The coding region runs from base 1 to 483 and encodes 160 amino acids. Gene Ontology annotation, molecular function: serine-type endopeptidase activity. Gene Ontology annotation, biological process: proteolysis. The record is from RefSeq and is a predicted model, not a curated record. NCBI's taxonomy places the organism in Eukaryota, Metazoa, Arthropoda, Insecta, Lepidoptera, Nymphalidae. The transcript has 3 exons.